ACCUAAUCAAGGAACAAUGUCUAACAACCUGUGCAAGUUCAUUAGUUGUUGUGAGCCAGUGUAUGUGAUGGUCGUUAGGCAGUGUACUUGGUGUUAUAAUGCAUAUGUUUGUCACAAUUGAACAACAAUGAUUCCACGACACGAGUUUAAAUAUCAUUCGGAUCAAGACAUUAGAUAUGAUCCUAUGAACAGCAAUCAUGGAAAAAUAAGCCUUCAUUGCAACAAACAAAGAUACAAACUGUGUACUGCUGUUCUGAUUGUUGUUACAACAGUUGAAUUUAUCGUCAUCUGCAACAUACUAACACGGCCUGAUGACUGUCAACGUCCACAAAAUGAAACGAACGCAGGGACGCCGCCGACGGUACUGUCCAUACAACAUGUCAAUGAGGAAAACAAUGUUACCGACCCCGAACCUAUAAACUCUCUGUGUUUCCCUUGUGCUGAAGUUGGAAGGAACAUCACAAAUAAUGACACGGGGAACAUUAUCAAACUGGACAAAAAAACAAAUAUGUGCUGCAUGGAAGACGUAGGGAAUUUGAAAAAGUUGUUCCUGUUGAUCAUCAACGAGUACUAUAGGAACGUCGUGGACAGUUCAGCUACGGACUAUCAAGGUCCAGAGGCAAACAACUCGACCAACACAGAGGACCCAAGCGAAGCUGUUGGAGCGGUUGCUGGAUAUGUAGGAGGGUCGGGCCAUGGACCUUCAACAUCGGCUAUACCAGCAUUCAGGAAAAAGAGGGAGGUCGCUGCUCAUAUGUUUCUUGACAACAAGCAGCUGAGAAGUUCAAAUUCAACUGCGCCUAGGAUCCCCUGGGAAGGACAUGACUACCACAACCUGUCGAUGACCAGCCAACUACUGGUGUACGACCCCGACAAACGGAGUAUUCAGGUCAAACAGUACGGCCUGUAUUUCGUCUACUCCUCCAUCACAUUCCAGACACCACCAACCGAUCUGAAUGCACAGGUAUACCAUAUGCUAUUACGGGAACACUACCUCCUGCCAAACACAGGGGCGAUCAUGAUGAUGAUGAAUAAAUAUGGCGGAGGAAAGCAGUCAAGUGGCUUCUACACAAGCUUCCUCUGCGGCGUAUUUAAGUUACAUGCGGGUGAUGAAAUCUUCGUGAAAGUCUCAAAUGUCUCCUUCCUGUACCACUUCCAUUAUUCUAACUAUCUUGGUCUAUAUAGGUUGUCUCUUGCAUAAGUUUUAACACAAUUCGAAAUAGACAUGGGCGGUGAACAGGGACCUGAGAGUCAACUACAUCGUUUACAUCUGAACCAAUCAUGAUGUGUACUGAAAAUCAUUAAAAGUUUAAGGGGUUUCGAUCAACAUAGGAUGAAAUGCUAUCCUAAAUUAUGAUAAAAAUGUAAGUGAAAAUGUUAGAAAUCUCAUGAAAUUUUACAAUAGUAUCCUGCCAACUGUCCUGCUGCAAAUGUUACAUUUCUGGUUGCUGUAGAAGAGACGCUUGGCAUCGAUAGGAAGAUGGACACAUUUUCUUUCAAUAACCUUCUAAUACAGGUAAAUGUGUUUUUUUCAGCACAGGAAUUAGCAUCGUUUCCUUUUAAAUCACACGUCAAUCCCUUGUUUAAGGCAUCGUGUAGAAGUUGUAAUUGAUUCUCAUCCGCCCUCUGUGGACACCAUCUAAAUAUAACACUCUCUAAAGAUGUGAAACCACAGUAAAACAGACUGUAUCAAGUACUUCUCCUAAACCAAAAAAAACGCGAAUGAAUACCGUUAAUGUAACGUGCACUUUUCAUCAGAUGGUUACGAUUUAGACGAGGGUAGGUAUUGGCUCGCCGUAUAGGUCAAGCAUAUCUUUCCGAACGAGUUUGUUACGGAAACUGGUAUUUACUGUGUCUUUGACACAGUGUCGGUCAGAGAUACUAGCAUAUAAUAGCAAAGUAUAUAUAGUGAAACGGUAGCUAUGAUCUCUAUGACAUACUGUACUACUGUGUGCUAUCUGGCAUGAGCUUCAAAUUACUCACUCUAUCACUCCGAGAUCGUGGGAAAAGGAAGUAAUAUCUGAAAGGGUAAAGUAUCUUUCCGAUGACACGGCGGUUUCCCAUGUGAUUUUUCUUAUGAGAUAAGCAACGUUUCUUCACUUUACCGCGUUAUUUUACGAGUUAUUCAGAGUAGCUAUUUGCACCACCACGUUAAAAGACAAUGCACACGACGUUAACAAAAUAUAAGUAUUACUUGUACAAACACGUCUUUCUUGACGCGAGCCGGAUAUUGCCUUUGAUGAGUUGCUGGAAGAAGCGUUGGUGCUGACGUAGUUAUCAGUAGCGAUAUACCUAAUGACACGUGCAUCGCGACAACAGGUUGGAUUAGUGUAUACCCUGCAGUACCUGGUGCAGAUCUCUUCGAAUUCGGUGUUGAGAAUUUAUUCAUAAAUAGUUUGACCGUGCGACUCCUCUUUGGAGACUCAGGAUCUUCGGCAACUGUAUUAACUAAGGUUUGAUCCGACGGAAUAGCGUUUGUAGUGAACGUCCAAUGAAAGGACGUGUCUAAUAUUGGUAGCGUAAAUCGUGGAUCUGUAGGCUAGAGGAAACUCACUUUUUCUAUUUUGAAGCACACUCUGUCUUAACGCGAGGAUUUAUCGCCCUACUUAAUUGCUUGUUCACGACUUUUCGCCGACUUUUUGUAUGCUGAUAUCCUGACGCACACGUCAUGUGAUUAUACAUUAACUUGCAUAAAUAUUUUGAACUCAGCCGCUAAGAAAAUUAUUCCAUCAUCGACCAGAUUGGAGUAAUGACAUAAAUCGUCUUUGAAAAAAGCAUGAUGAUGUUGACCGAACUGAUUAUCUGCGUCACUUCCUUACAAAUGCCACUGAUGGCAUUCCCAUGGAGGAGAUGUAACGUAAGAAAUUGUGUUUGGGCAGUUUGGUAUAAAUCUAACAACAAAGCACAAAGUAUUGAUUUUCGGAACAUGAUACGGACUACUUCAUGAUGUGAGCCUGAUAUCAUUUUAUGAUAACCUUUGUCAAAACGAUGAUACAAAGAUGCGUGACACAGAUGGUCUUCU
Molecule: messenger RNA, 3022 nt
Organism: Mizuhopecten yessoensis (Yesso scallop)
Lineage: Eukaryota; Metazoa; Mollusca; Bivalvia; Pectinida; Pectinidae
Exons: 4
Coding region: 128-1201 (357 amino acids)
Biological process (GO): immune response
Cellular component (GO): membrane
Molecular function (GO): tumor necrosis factor receptor binding
Source: RefSeq, a predicted model, not a curated record